AAAAAAAAAAAACCUUUAAGUGCUAUUACUUGUGUUUGCUCCAUGAAAGUCAUAGUCAAGACUAUAAUACUUAUAAAUACUUAUGUCCAAAACAUGCGAAAACUCCAAAAAAAGUUUAAAAAAGUUUUUUUUCCUUGGCUUAUAUUGUAAGUAUAAUAAAAAUAAAAAAAAAAGAAAAACAAACAUUUAACUUUUAUUCUAUGUUUUCAAUUUUAAUUAUUGUCAGGAAGACAGGAUUACACAUAAAUAGAAUUACAUUUAGGUGUGUCGUGUUUAUUUAUCAACUAAAACACUAGUAACUCAUACGGUUACAAUGAAAAUUUCAUUUAAAAAAUUACUCAACUUCCGGUUCAGUUGUAUUAAGCCUUCUCCUAAAUGAUUCCCCUUUUUUCUCUGUAAUUUUAUGUCUAUACACUUUCUUUUUGUGAGUCGGAAUUAGGGGGGAAAUAUUUUGUUUUCUAUUGUAAUUUGUAUUAUGAAUGGAUACACGGAAGCCUGCGCCUGUGAGCUCGUCACAUGACUGGUUUCCUGUCAGAGCAGUAAAUAUCAGGCGAGCUAGCACCUACAGGCUAAUAGGCUACUCCCUGUAUCAGCAGAAUAGACAAUGUUUUACCAGUCGUUAUUUAACUUAGCCGGUUGACAGUCCAGCGUGGGUUGGGUGUUUGCUGCGUAUCGAUAAGCGAUGAACCGACAGUUUUAUACAGUGUUAUAAAGGAGACUCAUCCAUUAAAUCAAAUCUGUGGUGACUUAGCUCAGCUAGCUUCACAGGUUAGCCUAACGCUAGCAGGCUGAGUUAGCGUCUGAAGGAGGCUUCGUUGCCAGUGACUAUGCAAGGGGAAACCACGGCGAUACGGAUCACGGAAAACGAAGGCAAGCUGGAUGUAUUGCCCCAGAACAGGACCCCAAGCUCGGGGAGAGCAAGUGCCAAAAGCUGGCAGUACAGUGACCACAUGGAGAAUAUUGAUGGCUACUUGAUGAAAUACACCAACCUUGUAACAGGGUGGCAGUACAGGUUCUUUGUCUUAAACAAUGAGGCGGGCUUGUUGGAGUACUUUGUCAAUGAGCAGUCGCGGCCCCAGAAGCCCCGUGGCAUGCUUCCCCUGGCAGGGGCUGUCAUCUCCCCCAGUGACGAGGACUCGCAUACCUUCACUGUCAAUGCCAUCAGCGGGGAGCAGUACAAGCUUAGGGCCACCGAUGCCAAAGAGAGGCAGCACUGGGUGAGCCGACUGCAGAUCUGCACACAGCACCACACAGAGGCCAUGGGGAAGAGUAACCCCCCACCCAAGUCCCGGAGCUACUCCAUGGCGUCUCAAGGCAGCGGCAGCUCACCCAUGUCCCUGCGCCGGCCCAGCCAAAACCCUGCCUCCUUAUUCAGCUGGUCGCAGGUCAACAAGGGCUCGUCACUCUACUCCAGCAAGAGGUCCCUGCUGCCAGACCACCUGAUGGAUGCCAGAGAGAUGAUGACCCAGGCCCAGGGCCAACACAGAGACCUGAUCCAGAGCAUCGAGGGCCUACCUGCAGCCCCCGGCCUCUCCCCUCUGGACCAGGAUCUGCUGAUGCUUAAGGCCACGUCCAUGGCCACCAUGAACUGCCUCAACGAGUGCCUGCACAUCCUGCACCUGCAGCAGGUGGCCAGGCAGAGAGGUUCCCUGGGAGGACCCACCAUCGAGUGGCUGGAGCCCAAGCUGCCCGACAUCCUGAAGAAUGGCAGCAGCUCCCUGGGCAGCUUCACAACAGGGGAGGGCCUGCUGGAGGGGAGCCGUCUGGAGCUCAGCAGCCCCGAGUCCUGCAGCUUCUCUGGGGAACAGGAAGACAUUGAUGCAGAGGAUGAGGCAGAGGACUCCUUUACCGACAAGGAGGAGGACCUGGGUGCUGUUGAGGAGGAGCGCAGCGUCAUCCUACACCUGCUGUCCCAACUAAAGCUGGGCAUGGACCUCACACGGGUUGUUCUCCCCACCUUUAUCCUAGAGAAACGUUCUCUGCUGGAGAUGUAUGCCGACUUCAUGUCACACCCGGACCUCUUUGUGACCAUCACCGACGGCAGCAGCCCGGAGGACCGCAUGGUCCGGUUUGUGGAGUACUACCUCACCUCCUUCCACGAGGGCCGCAAGGGCGCCAUCGCCAAGAAGCCCUACAACCCCAUCAUCGGUGAGACCUUCCACUGCUCCUGGAAAGUACCCAGGAAAGCAGAGGAGCCCUCACAGGGAAGCGCCGAGCCGGCCACCUCCCAGGACCCCUACCAAGUGCGCUUUGUGGCGGAGCAGGUGUCCCACCACCCUCCCGUGUCUGGCUUCUAUGCUGAAUGCCAGGAAAGGCGGAUGUGUGUGAACACACAUGUGUGGACCAAGAGCAAGUUCAUGGGAAUGUCCAUUGGUGUAUCCAUGAUAGGGGAAGGUUGUCUAUAUUUGCUGGAGCAUGAUGAAGAGUACACUUUCACGCUGCCUUGUGCAUAUGCACGCUCCAUCCUCACUGUUCCCUGGGUGGAACUGGGCGGCAAAGUCACUAUCAACUGCGCCAAGUCGGGCUACUUGGCGGUCAUCACCUUCCAGACGAAACCAUUUUAUGGUGGCAAAUUACACAAGGUAACAGCGGAGGUGAAGCACAACACCACCAACGCAGUGGUGUGUCGUGUGCAGGGCGAGUGGAACGGUGUCCUGGAGUUCAGCUACACCAGCGGAGAGACGAGGGUGGUCGACGUCACCAAGCUGCCUGUUACGAGGAAGUGCGUUCGGCCGGUUGAGAAGCAGGGACCGACUGAAUCCAGGCGCCUGUGGCAGCAUGUGACGGAGUCCUUACGGCAGAAGGACAUUGAAAAAGCCACGGAGCACAAGAGGAUUCUGGAGGAAAGGCAGAGGACAGAGGAGAGGCACCGGGCUGAGACUGUAACUGCUUGGAGGACCAGAUAUUUUGACAGAGAGGGUGAAGGCUGGGUCUAUCACAAACCACUUUGGAAAAACUCUGCAUUCAAAUCCUAGUUCCCACCGUCUGUAUCUUGGAUGUUGAUAUUGUAGAUUCAGCAAUGUGUGUGUGAGAGUGUCUGUGUGAGCACACACACACACAGUUAUGAAAUGAGAGCAUGACCCGCACUGACGUACAGAUGAAUGCAACAUGGGGGAGAAGGACAGAGAGACAACAUGACUGAAGGUGUUCUCAAAUGAUUCUCAUGAUUUUCACGAAGCCUCCAAGUACAAGCUUUUGUACUGCUGAUCAGUUUUUUUUGUUUUUUUUUAUAAUCCAAUGUCAAUGAAAACAUAUUCUUGUGCAGGUAAUGGUACUAUAUUUACACAGCCUUAAGAUAGUCUGAUCAAUGUUUGGGGAUACGCUGAUCAACCUGGAUACGGUUCAUUUCUUCUUCUUCACACUAAGGUCAAUAACUUUUGAGGAGUACAUUCUGAAAGUAAGAUAUCCAACGUAACAAAAAAUUGGAAUACUGCCUGAUAAAUGUAAUGCUGUGAAAAUGUUGUAAAUUGGAUGUAAUGUACUGAAAUGCAAAGUUGCUCUAUAUGAUCUUCAUCUGUGUUGGAGCGCCUGAAAGCUUUGCUUCAAAUCGAAGUAUUUCCCACAUUAAACAUCAAGAUAAGCAA
Epinephelus lanceolatus (giant grouper) is the source of this 3584-nucleotide messenger RNA. RefSeq names its product oxysterol-binding protein-related protein 11-like. Gene Ontology annotation, molecular function: sterol binding. Lineage: Eukaryota; Metazoa; Chordata; Actinopteri; Perciformes; Serranidae. Gene Ontology annotation, cellular component: membrane; cytosol; Golgi apparatus. The record is from RefSeq and is a predicted model, not a curated record.